AGGAAGAAUUCAAGCAUGGAAAGCUAAGAUAAGGAAGGGGGGGGAGAGGCCCGAUUCAAAUGCCUCCUCUUUCUCCUUUUACUGGAAGAAAGACGGUCUUUUUCUUUCACACAGAUAUAAUAAAUGUUCAGUGUCUCUCUUGUACUCGAUUUUGCUGAGGAGAAAAAAUAGGGCUCCACGGACAUGGAACGUCGCGUUCCCCCCGCACCUUGGAUCCGUCCGGAACCGGGACGGAAGCGGAAAUGGCUACGGGCUGUCAGGGUUUCCUUGGGUUGACUAUGGAGGGAUUGUGUCAGCCGCCGCAGGAGGCCAAAUCCGAGGUCACUAACCAGCUUCUAGAUCUUCAGUGGAAAAUGGGUAUGGCGGUGAGCUCAGACAGUUGCAGAUCUCUUAAGUCUCCUUAUGUUGCAGUGACAUUAAAAGUGGCAGAUCAGUCAGGCCAGAUUACAAACAAGUCCUUUGAAAUGACAAUUCCACAAUUUCAGUAUUUCUUCAAGCAGUUCAAAGAAAUGGCUGCUGUUAUGGAAACUGUGUAAGAACUGCCUUUGUUGCCAAGUCUAUAUAACGUUUGUAAGAUAAUGUAUGUCACUUGAUGUAAAUACAAUUGUGUAAUGAUUAAAUGCUAUUUGUUAAAUGAA
This is a messenger RNA of Vombatus ursinus (common wombat), 638 nucleotides long. RefSeq names its product COMM domain containing 6 (gene COMMD6). Gene Ontology annotation, molecular function: NF-kappaB binding. Lineage: Eukaryota; Metazoa; Chordata; Mammalia; Diprotodontia; Vombatidae. The transcript is spliced from 4 exons. Bases 243 to 536 code for a protein of 97 amino acids. The record is from RefSeq and is a predicted model, not a curated record.